This is a messenger RNA of Mercenaria mercenaria, 1526 nucleotides long. RefSeq lists its product as uncharacterized. The coding region runs from base 36 to 1034 and encodes 332 amino acids. The transcript has 4 exons. Lineage: Eukaryota; Metazoa; Mollusca; Bivalvia; Venerida; Veneridae. The record is from RefSeq and is a predicted model, not a curated record.
GUAUAGAAAACCAAUUCUGUUCUGACUAUUUCAAAAUGUGUCGAGAGUGUGCAGAUAUUGUCAUGGACUGUAGAACGAAAACUCAGCCUUUGGAAUGUUCUGACUAUUGUAUUUCUUACAAGGUUGGACUAGAACUAAAAAGAAUGAGAGCAACAACGUGCGCGCUUCCCAGCAAUAUUUCUAAUGGUUUUGUACACCCUCAUUCAAACGCAAGUACACAUAUCGCUAUAAACACAACAGUGACAAUCAGCUGUAAAGAGGGAUUCUCCUUACAUGGAGUUAAAACAAAGACGUGUCUUGGAGAUGACAAAUGGACAAAAGGAGAAUUCCCAUAUUGUCUUCACAAUUCUUACAUUUUAAACCUUUGGAAAAUAUAUCAGCGCCGGAUAAACAAACAACGGAUGGUGUCGCUUACCUCGCCUGCAAAGUCUUACUCAUCUGUGAAAAGUGGAACAGAUUCGUUUGAACAGAAUGAAUUUUGCACAUUGAUAGAUAAUGAGACAUUAACACAAAAUCAACAAGAAGAUGCAGAAGAAGAAACUGAAAAGAAGGCGGAAUAUCUGACCUAUACCGAAGCUGAAGGUUCCAGUCAGUCAUCAAAUGCCGUUCCAUCGAAGCCACCAACUGACUUAAACCCUGAUAGCUAUCAAGGCAUGAGUAGCAAUCCUGUUGUAAACAAUACGGUAACUGUCUCAUUGCAUCUUAUCAACGAGCGGGAAAGCACCACACAACAUCAGGCUGAUCAAAGUAAAUAUAAAGAGGAAAAACGUGCGGACAGGAGAGACAAUAAAUCCGAAGAAAAACAACCGAAAGAAAAUUUGGCAGCUGACAAAACGCCAGUCAAAGAAUCACAAGAAACAGUUCAGGCAUUGCAAGAAACGCAGAAAGGAAUACCAAGUGAAGAUGCCAAACCACUUCACCUCCAAAAUGAGAAUGACUUUGCACGAAACGAGCCAAAUUUGGUUGGCUAUCAGGACCGAGCUUUUGCUGCAACUGGCUCACGUACUAAGCAAGUGCCAUGCCCGAUAACCUAAACAUGAGACUGGAAGCUCGAUUCGCUGACUGUAGGAUUAUAUUCCACGGCGUUGAGAACAAGUCCACAUCAAACCCUUAUCUGUUUUAUGCGAGACAAUAGAGCAUGAUAAUGCUUUAAAGAGCAAAAGCGGAUGUAGAUGAUAGAGCCGAGAUGACAAUUUCUUCACGCUUUUCAUUAUUGUUAUUCUUUAUGUCUCCGAAUAAGCGUAUCACAUAUGUUAUCGCCUACUGGCAGGACGAAUUGCUUUUACAGUUCAUUUAACAGCUACUGGGAGAUUUCAAUGAUUCAUCUUUGAUUCAUGAAAAUCAUUUAUUUAACCAUUUGUAACAUUUUCUUAGCAGAAUAAAUAUGUCAUUAAAGGUGUAUUUGAUAUUUUGGAAACCCUUUGUGUGAUCCCUGUUAUGUUGAUAAUCUUAUUUUUAGUAUUGUAAUUAUGAAGAUUUUUGUUUGAAUAUAAUUAUGAUUGCACCCUUUGAAAUAAACAUUCUUU